Parnassius mnemosyne (clouded apollo) is the source of this 3054-nucleotide messenger RNA. The record is from the annotation of a GenBank genome assembly. Lineage: Eukaryota; Metazoa; Arthropoda; Insecta; Lepidoptera; Papilionidae.
AUGUAUCGGCAGAUUAUGGUAAAUGAACAAGACCAGCGUUAUCAAAAAAUUAUUUGGAGAGAGUUACCGGAACAACCUUUGCAAUCAUACCAACUUUGCACAGUUACAUAUGGCACCAAGUCUGCACCAUUUUUAGCAAUGAUGACGUUAAAACAGCUAGCAGAAGACGAACAAGCCACCUACCCGGAAGCAUCAUUGGUUUUAAAAGAGGCUUUUUAUAUGGACGAUCUCGUCCAUGGAGCUCACAGCAUUCAGCAAGGUAGAAAGUUGUUUAAAGACUUAAACAGAUUAUUACAAUUAGGAGGAUUCACAUUGAGAAAAUGGGCGUCGAAUAGCAAUGAACUGUUUCAUACCUUAGAAAAAAGUCAGAUCAAAGAAGAAAACAUAAUUUUUAAUUUUAAAACUGAACACGCAACAAAGACGCUCGGACUCUGCUGGUUAAGCAACAGGGACACCUUUACUUUCUGCUGUAACAUGUCUAUUCAGGAAAUUAAGCCCACAAAAAGAUGUUUGCUUUCCGAAAUUUCAAAAUUAUACGACCCAUUAGGCUGGUUGGCACCUAUUUCAACAAAAUUAAAAAUAUUAUUUCAAAAUGUAUGGAAGUUAAAUAUUUCUUGGGAUGAAAAAAUACCAGAAAACAUACAACAAGAAUGGCGGAAAAUUCGAAGCGAUAUGAAUGAUAUUCAAGAAUUUGAGAUCCCUCGAUGGAUAGGGUGUAAGGAAAAUGAAGUUUUCGAGUUACAUGGUUUUAGUGACGCAUCCGAACAUGCCUUUGCCUGCGUCGUUUACGCAAGGACAAAAAACCAACCUGAAGCAGUACUUUUAGCGGCCAAAACACGACUCGUACCAAAUAAAAAAGAGAUAUCAUUGCCUAGGUUAGAGUUAAAUGCGGCUCAUUUAUUAUGUAAAUUGAUAAAUAAAAUAAAACAAUGUAUGUGUCAACAUAAAAUCGAGAUAUAUGGAUGGACGGACUCCAUGGUCGUUUUAGGUUGGCUUAAUAGGGAUCCAAGUCGUUGGAAAGCUUUCGUUGCAAACAGAGUUAACUAUAUUACUACAAUUAUAGCUGCAAGCCAUUGGAGUUACGUUAAGUCGAAGGAAAACUCCGCGGAUGCUGCAAGUAGGGGGCUAUACGUAUCACAACUUAAAAACAACCAAUUAUGGUGGCACGGACCCACAUGGCUACAAACAUUUUCUUACCGACCUAAUGAAAAACAAGUUUAUCAAACAAAAGAAGAAAUUCGAUCAAAACAAACAAAUUUUAUACAGAAGGACAUACAUAACAGUAUUAUAUAUACAUUAUUAAAUAAAUUCAGUUCAUUUACAAAAAUAACUCGUAUUGUAGCAUGGAUAUUACGUUUUUUGACACCUAAGCAGAAAGGUAAACAAUGGCCUAGCUACCUUACGAUACGGGAACUAAAGCAUGCAAAAUUAGUUAUUAUUAAACAUGUUCAGGAAAACGAUUUUCAAGUGGAUAUAGAAUAUUUAUAUAAGUACAACACAGUGCAUACGAGUAGCAAAUUACGGAGUUUGAAUCCGGUAUUAAGUGAGGGAAUACUUAAGGUUGGAGGAAGAUUAAAAAACGCCAACAUCCAUUACGAUAUGAUGCACCCUAUAUUAAUACCUCAUAAAAGUAGAUUGACGGAUCUUCUAAUAGAUCAUGCACAUAACAUGACAUUUCACGGUGGUCCUCGACUUACUUUAGGUUGGUUACGUCACAAAUAUUGGAUUGUAGGAGGCAACAGAGCCGUUAAAUUACGUUUACGAAACUGCGUCAAAUGCAGAAAAAACAGUCCCUCUACACAACAUCAAUUAAUGGCUGAUUUACCAGAGUCAAGGGUUAAUCCAGCACCACCCUUUCAACACACAGGCGUUGAUUAUACGGGUUUCGUUGAAAUAAAGUCAAGCAAAGGACGAGGAAUAAAAACUACCAAAGGAUAUAUAGCAGUUUUUGUGUGUAUGGUUACCAAAGCCAUACACUUGGAAUUAGUGUCCGAUUUGAGCACCUCAGCAUUUUUAGCAGCGCUUCGUCGCAUGGCAGCGAGAAGAGGAGCUCCACGUCAUAUCUACAGUGAUAAUGGCUCAAAUUUUGUAGGCGCUAAUAGGAUCUUGCAGGAAGAAUACCAACAACUUCAACACAUAUUUAACAACAACCUUUUGAUGGAGCUUUCAGAGUUGAACAUCGAAUGGCAUUUCAAUGCUCCCUCGUGGCCAAGCGCUGGAGGUUUAUGGGAGAGAGCUGUGCGCAGUUUAAAACAUCACCUGAAGCGUGUGGUUGGUGAUCAAAAGCUAACAUACGAAGAAUACUCGACAGUUUUGAGUCAGAUAGAAGCGUGCUUAAACUCAAGACCCUUGUGUCCGCUAACUGAAAACGUAGAAGAUUUGGAGUUUUUGACACCUGCACAUUUUUUAACAACAAAUGUAGGUUCCACCAUAAUAGAAACGCCCGAAGAUGCCAGGACAAGAUGGCAGCUAACAAAACAAAUAUUUCAAGGUGUGUGGAAAAGGUGGAAAGCGGAAUACCUUACUCAAUUAUCUAGUAGGAGUAAGUGGCUAAGACCGCGACCAAACAUGAAGAUCGGUGAUAUGGUCAUCAUUCAAGACGACAACUUACCACCAGGAAAAUGGGCGAUGGGGCGAGUAGUAGAACUUCACCCAGGUAGCGAUGGACAUGUAAGAGUGGUAACAUUAAAAACAAAAAACGGUAAUCUUAAAAGACCAGUCAGUAAACUGUCAUUACUACCCAUUGAAACAUCAUCACAACAAAAUGAACAGAAAGACAGGUCGAACAACUUUACACAAAAAAUAACCCAUAAACAAGAAAAUAAGCUACAAGGCACCCGCUCCAAAUUCAGCUCUAUUGUUAUGAGUUUAAUGUUUUUUAUAUGUUUAUUUACACCAGCAUUUAGUACAAGCUCAUACAAUAUUACAACUUUUAAUAAUAAUCAGUCAAUUUACUUCGAUCCGAUAGGUAAAAUGCAGAUAAUCCAGGAUAAAUGGACACUUAUUGUGUAUUACAACUUAGAACCUUAUUGGGAAGGAAUUAAAGCAUUUUAA